Molecule: messenger RNA, 2670 nt
Organism: Aspergillus chevalieri
Lineage: Eukaryota; Fungi; Ascomycota; Eurotiomycetes; Eurotiales; Aspergillaceae
Product: tRNA (cytosine-C5-)-methyltransferase
Exons: 4
Coding region: 1-2670 (889 amino acids)
Biological process (GO): tRNA methylation
Cellular component (GO): nucleus; cytoplasm
Molecular function (GO): tRNA (cytidine-N5)-methyltransferase activity; tRNA binding
Source: RefSeq, a predicted model, not a curated record
AUGGGCAAGCGCGGCGGUAAGAAGUCUGGCAGAGGCGGCGGUAGAGGCGGCGGGCGUGCGCCGCGCCAGAAUUAUCAGGAUAUCCCGAAGCAAAACGAAAAACUCGAGCGCUACUACAAUGAGCUUGGAGCUAUCCCAGAAGAGGAGAAGGACGCAUUCUGGGAGGCACUGCGCAGAGAUUUGCCAAACAGCUUCCGGUUUACGGGGUCACGAGGACAUGCGCUUGCUGUGCAAGAACGCCUCAGGGAGCAUUACAUCCCGGAGAUCACUUCCAUUCAGUACGAGGGCAACUAUGUCGAGCCGCCGCGCCCAGUUCCCUGGUACCCGGACCAGCUUGCCUGGUCGAUGACCACGCCUAAGAAUGUCGUCCGUCGUUUCGCGCCGUUCGCCUCGUUCCAGAAGUUCCUUGUCGCAGAGACGGAGGUCGGAAAUAUCAGCCGACAGGAGGUUGUCAGCAUGAUUCCUCCGCUCUUGAUUGAUGUCAAGCCUGGUAUGACGGUGCUGGACAUGUGCGCUGCGCCGGGUAGCAAGUCUGCGCAGUUGAUGGAAUUGCUCCAUGCGGGUGAGGAGGACACUAUGUUGCAGGCUGCGAAGGAGAUUGAGAACGGAACUGCCGGACCGGAUCCUAUUGGGCCUGAGGGCUUGAGUGAUGAUGGCCGGACUACCGGUCUGCUUAUUGCGAACGACAGUGACUACAAGCGUGCGCACAUGUUGAUUCACCAGAUGAAGCGAUUGAACUCGCCGAAUUUGAUCGUCACGAAUCACGAUGCUACCAUGUACCCCUCUAUCAAACUGCCUCCCUUGCCGGCCAGCGACGGAAAGCCCCAGAAGAACCGAUACCUGAAGUUCGACCGUAUCCUUGCCGAUGUGCCUUGCUCUGGUGAUGGUACUGCUCGGAAGAACUACAGCGUUUGGAAGGAGUGGAACCCUCAGAACGCUCUGGGAUUGCAUGCUACACAGGCCCGGAUUCUUGUCCGUGCAUUGCAGAUGCUGAAAGUCGGCGGACGGGUUGUCUACUCAACAUGCAGUAUGAAUCCUGUGGAGAACGAGGCUAUUAUCGCAAGCGCCAUUGACCGAUGCGGUGGCUCGACCAACGUCAAAAUCGUCGAUGUUAGCAACGAACUUGCCGGCCUCAAGCGGGCCCCUGGUCUGAAGUCCUGGAAGGUUAUGGACCGCGAGGGUCGGAUGUGGAACAACUGGCAAGAAGUUGAGGAGCAAAGAGAGAAAGAAGGCAUCAGCGGACUUGGCCGUAUUGCGGUGGGCAUGUUUCCCCCUACUGGUCAGAACGCUGAUAUCCCUCUGGAGAGAUGCACUCGUAUCUACCCUCACCUGCAAGACACCGGUGGUUUCUUCAUCACUGUGCUGGAGAAGCUGUCUGAGAUCAAGGCUAAGCCGGAAGACUCUUCGAAGGUGAUUCCCAAGGGAACUGUUGCUGCGCUCUCUGAAGAGCUUGACCACAAGAAAAAUGGAAACGGUGAACCCCUGGAGAAGAUCGAGGCAUUGGACGACCUGGUUGCUCCCGAUGCGCAAGCUCAGGAGGAGGCCGCAAAGAAUGAAACCGUCGCGCAGGCCUCGCACCAGAUCCCGUACUCUGCCACCCUCGAAUCGUCAGUCCCAGUGACGUCUACCAAGAGAGAGCCAGAUGACGAACCUCAGCUUCCCACCAAGCGCGUCAAGGUCGAGGAUGGUAGCGAAGUCGUCAUGGGCGACCGUCCCGUUCAUGCUCCCCCGCCUGCGGCUGGUGCUGAGCUUGAGACGACUGUUCCCACCGAAGCAGCUCAACCCACCGUGCCCGUUGAAUCCCAAGCGCAGCCGCCGCCCAAGAAGAAGCCCGGCCAACCCUUCGAAGAGCCCUUCAAGUACCUGGACGCGAACCACGAGGAACUUGCUCCUAUCUUCCGGUUCUACCAGGCUUCUGACCGGUUCCCGAAAGACCGCUUCCUGGUACGGAACGCUCAAGCAAUUCCCACCAGAACAAUCUACUACUCCAGUGCAUUGGCACGAGACAUUCUGACCCAGAAUGAAGGUCAAGGUAUCAAGUUCGUACACUGCGGUGUCAAGAUGUUCGUCAAGCAGGAUGCGCAGCGCAACGAAGUCUGCCGCUGGCGUAUCCAGACUGAUGGGUUGAGACUCUUCGAGCCAUGGCUCGGACCUGCCCGUAGUGUUACUUUGACCAACAAGGAGACUCUUCGGAGACUGUUGGUGGAGAUGUUCCCCAAGGUCGAUGGAGAGAGUUGGAAGGAGUUGGGCGAGAUUGGUGAGCGUGUUAGGGAUAUUGAUAUGGGAUGCAGUAUCCUGUACAUUGAGCCUAAUGGCCAGGAAGAUGGACUGAAGGAACGAAUGGUCUUCCCUCUCUGGCGUUCCCUCCACUCCGUUAACCUCAUGCUUCCCAAGGAAGAGCGCCGGGCAAUGCUUCUCCGAGUCUUUGGCCAGGACGUCAACCUCGUCAACACCACCCAGAAACGCCAGAAUGCCGAUGACAGCCCCGCCACCGCGACUCCCGUAACCGAAGACAAUGCAGAGCCAGCUGGUGUCGCUGCUGCAACUGAGGAGCAGGCGCUUCAGGAUGAGAAUCUCAUCCUGGGCCAGGAUCAGCAGGAGCAGAUGGAGCAAAGGGAGACAUGGACUAAAGCUGGGGAUGAGGAGGAUCGCUUUAAUACGACAGUGUAG